Messenger RNA from Daktulosphaira vitifoliae (grape phylloxera), 951 nucleotides. Its product is annotated as sialin-like. Bases 1 to 951 code for a protein of 316 amino acids. Gene Ontology annotation, biological process: monoatomic anion transport; transmembrane transport. The transcript is spliced from 3 exons. NCBI's taxonomy places the organism in Eukaryota, Metazoa, Arthropoda, Insecta, Hemiptera, Phylloxeridae. Gene Ontology annotation, molecular function: transmembrane transporter activity. The record is from RefSeq and is a predicted model, not a curated record.
AUGGGAGGCUGUUGGUGGCCAUUUAUGAACGUAAUGUUAUCCAACUGGUGUCCGCCAACAGAACUUUCUUACAUGUACUCUGUUAUAAAUACGGGCUUACCAGGUGGCAUUAUUUUGGGUACAGUCAUUCCAGGAAUGAUUUAUAAAAAUUCCAGUUCAGAUUUUCAGCAUAGUUUCUUUGCUAUAAUGGUACUUUGUUUAUUAUGGAGUGUUUAUUGGCUAUAUGGGUUUUAUAGUAGUCCAUGGGACGAUCCUAGAGUCAAUGAAGAAGAACUUGAUUAUUUAAGUACAAAUUUCAAACCCAAAUUAAAGUUACCAGUACCAUGGUGGUAUAUAAUUACUUCUUUGCCAGUUUGGUCAAUGUUAUUGGCUAAUUACGGUUCAACGGUGUUUUAUACAGUUCUGAUUUAUUACAUGCCAAUUUACGUAAAGUCUGUUUUAGGAUUUUUAGUUGCAGAAAAUGGUCUGAUUUCAGCUGUUCCUCCUAUUGGACAAAUUUUAGUUAUGUUUACAACAGGAUAUCUCUCCACGUAUAUUCAAAUAAAAAAAUUGUUCAGUGUCACAAACAUAAGAAAAAUAUUCACAUUCAUAGGAACUAUAAUACCAGCGUGUAUAUUAUUAGCUGCACCAUUAGUUAAACAAAACCACACGUUCUAUGCUAUGAUGGUGUUGGCAUAUGCUGCUUCGGGUGCAGUGUUUUCAGGAUUUCGAGUGACCCAAAUUGAAAUGUCGCCAAAUUUUGUAGCUGCAAUUACAUCAAUGGGAGAUUUAAUUGGGAGUGCUGGAAUGAACUCUGCACAUUUCGCUCUUAUGAUGUUUAUUGAAAACGAUGGUGAUCAAGCCACUUGGAACUACAUCAGUUUGAUUUUAUCAGUCUUACUUUUUCUAUGUUGCGGUCAGUUUCUAUUUUUAAGUAGCAGUGAAGUACAAAGUUGGAAUGCUAUUGAUUAA